CAAGAAUGCAUUAAUUAACUGUCUCUCUCCAACCCCCAUCAUGUCCAACGGCCCGCGGCCAUCCCAGCUCUGCCUGCUUUCAGCGCUGCCGACGAAGCAGGUCGGCGACAAAGUCAGAUUCUUGGGAUGUGUAAGCUCCUACACGCCUGCAUCUGGUGUGCUGGCUUUGGAGCAUCGCCUUCCGGAGGAAUCCUGCUCCGUCCUCGCCUUGGUGGACGUCAAUCUCGUCCUCGAAAGCCUAAGCGCGGAUCAGACACGCGUUGGAGAGUGGAUCAAUGUCAUCGGAUACAUCACUGAUGUCGCUCCCUCAGCCGACGGCAAAAAACCGCACUCCCAAGCCCCAAGGGUGCAUGCUCAAGCAGUCCUUCUCUGGUCGGCUGGGCCGGUCGAUGUGCGGAGAUACGAGGCGUCCGUCAGGGGUCUCAAUGCUAUUAUGUGCUCAGACAGCUGUCACAGGGCGUCCUAAAGCACCGUUCAACUUGCCGAGGCGCCAUCUUUCGCUUGAUGCAGCAUCGCGGGAAUUGCUGCCUAUCGUUCCGAGGAGAAAGCAGAUAGAAGGUCGGAACGGCCGCUGAAGAUGCCCUCCCCGUUUCCCGGCCAUGCUUGCUUCGGAUCGCUACCCUCAUCAUCUCUCCGGGGCGCCAGAUACGGGCUCGUGCUU
Messenger RNA from Thermothielavioides terrestris NRRL 8126, 661 nucleotides. RefSeq lists its product as uncharacterized. The record is from RefSeq and is a predicted model, not a curated record. Gene Ontology annotation, biological process: telomere capping. Gene Ontology annotation, cellular component: CST complex. Gene Ontology annotation, molecular function: single-stranded telomeric DNA binding. The transcript is spliced from 2 exons. NCBI's taxonomy places the organism in Eukaryota, Fungi, Ascomycota, Sordariomycetes, Sordariales, Chaetomiaceae. Bases 41 to 466 code for a protein of 141 amino acids.